CCCAUGGACUGGAUCCAGAGGAGAGCAGAUACACAGAGACAGAUCACCUCCAAUCAGCUGGUGGACUUGUUGACUUUUACCAUUGUUGUUCUUGAACUACACGUAGAAAAGAAAACCGAGCUUGUGAACUACACUGCAAAUACUACAGGGAAUGCUGUGUUUUGGAAAUUCCACCGAGUGCYUCCGGGACCAGAUGCAGUCCAUGAUGAGAUCCUUGCAGGACCUGAAGCAGAUAGGCAGGCCCAGGCCCCUGAGUGAACCCUGCCCCCAGUCGUUCAUCGUCACAAGGCGCUGCAAACAGAGGGCACAGCAGGAGCGGCUAACCCGCCUCCGGGUUUCUGAUGCCAGUGUGGCCAGCACCUACGACUCUGCCUGCUGCCUGGCCAACCCACUGGAGCAGGAGGAGGAAGAGCAGCAGGAGCACGAACGCCUGACCCGAGGCUCCCCCAGCAGCGAGAAGAGCGUCGAUUUGGACUCAGGUUUCUCAGAGGCUUCCUGGCAGGAUGAGGGCGUGGUGCUGAGGAGGACCAGAAACGUGCGAGUUUCCUCCUCGGCCUGCGUCCGCACGCAUCGGAUCCGGCCCAAAUCCACGUCUGACGCCUGCCUGGAGCGCUGGACGUCUUUUGAAGCCGGUGACGCGGAGGACUGGGCGACCUCUCUGCUCAGCCGCAGUAGAAACAGACAACCCCUGGUUCUGGGGGACAACAGUUUUGCUGACCUGAUACAGAACUGGAUGGACCUGCCAGACUAUCCAGAGCCAACGGAGCUGAAGCCCAGCGGAGGCCGGCGUCUCGCAAAGGACAUUUUGGGAAACAUGAGGCGGAAGCUGGCGGGGAUGUCUAAAGGCGUGGAGCUGAGGACGAGGCCGGCAGAGUCCACGAGGCCGAGCAGAGCUGCAGACGCUCUCCAGCGGAGGUCCUGUCCUGUGGGAUUUGAGGCUCUGAAACCUUUCUUUCAUCAGUCUCACACGGGGCUGCACGAACCCGACUCAGACUUCUACAAGUUCACAGCUCUCAUGGAGACAGGCAGCCGGCACCCCAUCAUAUGCAAUGACAUCAUUGGAUACAUUUAACCAGGACAACAGCACCCAGAGACUCAUCUGUUUACACAGACUUCACCCAGAGUUUUGUAUUUAAAGUGGRAAUUUUUGAAGAAAUAAAAAAUACUUAUUAAAAUAUA
Molecule: messenger RNA, 1179 nt
Organism: Austrofundulus limnaeus
Lineage: Eukaryota; Metazoa; Chordata; Actinopteri; Cyprinodontiformes; Rivulidae
Gene: inka1b
Product: inka box actin regulator 1b
Exons: 3
Coding region: 152-1072 (306 amino acids)
Cellular component (GO): nucleus
Molecular function (GO): protein kinase binding; protein serine/threonine kinase inhibitor activity
Source: RefSeq, a predicted model, not a curated record